Indicator indicator is the source of this 2874-nucleotide messenger RNA. RefSeq names its product kinesin family member 5C (gene KIF5C). The record is from RefSeq and is a predicted model, not a curated record. The coding region runs from base 1 to 2874 and encodes 957 amino acids. Gene Ontology annotation, molecular function: ATP binding; microtubule motor activity; microtubule binding. The transcript is spliced from 25 exons. Lineage: Eukaryota; Metazoa; Chordata; Aves; Piciformes; Indicatoridae. Gene Ontology annotation, biological process: microtubule-based movement.
AUGGCGGAUCCCGCCGAGUGCAGCAUCAAAGUGAUGUGCCGGUUCCGGCCCCUCAAUGAGGCGGAGAUCCUCCGGGGAGAUAAAUUCAUCCCUAAAUUCAAGGGCGAGGAGACCGUGGUCAUCGGGCAAGGGAAGCCCUAUGUCUUUGAUAGAGUGCUGCCUCCUAACACCACCCAGGAACAAGUUUAUAAUGCCUGUGCCAAGCAGAUUGUUAAAGACGUUCUUGAAGGCUACAACGGCACCAUCUUUGCUUAUGGACAGACAUCAUCAGGAAAAACACAUACUAUGGAGGGGAAGCUGCACGACCCUCAGCUCAUGGGAAUCAUUCCAAGAAUUGCACAUGACAUCUUUGAUCACAUCUACUCCAUGGAUGAGAACUUGGAGUUUCACAUAAAGGUUUCCUACUUUGAGAUAUAUUUGGACAAAAUAAGGGACCUACUUGAUGUGUCAAAGACAAACCUUGCUGUACAUGAAGAUAAAAACAGAGUCCCAUAUGUUAAGGGUUGUACAGAAAGAUUUGUAUCUAGUCCUGAAGAAGUGUUGGAUGUCAUUGAUGAAGGGAAAGCUAACCGUCAUGUAGCUGUCACAAAUAUGAAUGAACACAGCUCCAGGAGCCACAGUAUCUUCCUCAUUAAUAUUAAACAAGAGAAUGUGGAAACUGAGAAGAAACUCAGUGGAAAGCUUUACCUGGUCGACUUGGCUGGAAGUGAGAAGGUCAGCAAAACCGGAGCGGAGGGCGCUGUUCUGGAUGAAGCUAAAAAUAUCAAUAAGUCUUUGUCUGCUUUAGGCAAUGUGAUAUCUGCUCUGGCAGAAGGAACUAAAACCCACGUUCCAUACCGAGACAGCAAAAUGACCCGAAUACUUCAGGACUCCCUUGGUGGGAACUGCAGAACCACCAUUGUGAUAUGCUGUUCUCCUUCUGUGUUCAAUGAAGCAGAAACAAAGUCAACCCUGAUGUUUGGACAAAGGGCUAAGACGAUCAAGAACACAGUGUCUGUGAAUCUGGAGCUGACUGCAGAGGAGUGGAAGAAAAAGUACGAGAAGGAGAAGGACAAAAACAAGAGCCUAAAGAAUGUUAUCCAGCAUCUAGAGCUGGAACUCAACAGGUGGAGAAAUGGAGAAGCUGUGCCUGAAGACGAACAGAUCAGCGCGAAGGACCAGAAGAACCUGGAGCCUUGUGAUAACACCCCGAUCAUCGACAACAUCACUCCUGUUGUUGCCAGCAUCUCCACAGAGGAGAAGCAGAAAUAUGAUGAGGAGAUUGCCAGUCUCUACAGGCAGCUGGAUGAUAAGGAUGAUGAGAUCAACCAGCAGAGCCAGCUGGCAGAAAAACUGAAGCAACAAAUGUUGGAUCAAGAGGAGCUUCUGGCCUCCACUAGGAGAGAUUAUGAGAAGAUUCAGGAGGAGCUGACCCGUCUUCAGAUCGAGAACGAAGCAGCUAAAGAUGAAGUGAAAGAAGUCCUGCAAGCCCUGGAAGAAUUAGCUGUCAAUUAUGACCAGAAAUCCCAAGAAGUGGAGGACAAAACAAGGGCCAACGAGCAGCUGGCUGAUGAGCUGGCACAGAAGAGUAGUGCCCUGACGGUGACCCAGAGGGAGCUGGGCCAGUUGCAGGAGCUCAGUAACCAUCAGAAGAAGAGAGCUACUGAAAUCUUGAACCUGCUGCUGAAGGACUUGGGAGAGAUUGGAGGAAUCAUUGGUACUAAUGAUGUUAAAACAUUAGCAGAUGUGAACGGGGUGAUUGAGGAGGAGUUCACCAUGGCAAGGCUUUACAUCAGCAAGAUGAAGUCUGAGGUGAAGUCUCUGGUGAACCGCAGCAAGCAGUUGGAGAGUGCCCAGAUAGACUCCAACAGGAAGAUGAACGCCAGCGAGAGGGAGCUCGCUGCUUGCCAGCUCCUCAUUUCACAGCAUGAAGCAAAGAUCAAGUCCCUUACAGACUACAUGCAAAACAUGGAGCAGAAGAGAAGGCAGCUGGAAGAGUCACAGGACUCUCUCAAUGAAGAACUUGCCAAGCUGCGUGCUCAAGAAAAAAUGCAUGAAGUCAGUUUCAAGGAUAAGGAGAAGGAGCAUCUGACCCGACUUCAGGACGCUGAGGAGAUGAAGAAGGCACUGGAGCAGCAGAUGGAGAGUCACAGGGAAGCCCACCAGAAGCAGCUGUCCAGGCUGAGGGAUGAAAUUGAAGAGAAGCAGAAAAUAAUUGAUGAAAUCAGAGAUAUGAAUCAGAAGCUGCAACUGGAGCAAGAGAAACUGAGUGCUGAUUAUGAUAAAUUAAAAAUUGAGGACCAGGAAAGAGAAAUGAAACUGGAAAAGCUGAUACUGCUUAAUGAUAAAAGGGAGCAAGCAAGAGAAGACCUUAAGGGGCUGGAGGAAACAGUGGCAAGAGAACUUCAGACUCUUCACAACCUGCGCAAGCUGUUUGUCCAGGAUCUUACCACCCGCGUUAAGAAAAGCGUUGAACUUGACAGUGAUGAUGGUGGUGGAAGUGCUGCGCAGAAGCAGAAAAUUUCCUUUCUUGAGAACAACCUGGAACAGCUUACGAAAGUUCACAAACAGUUGGUACGUGAUAAUGCAGAUCUGCGUUGUGAGCUUCCUAAGCUGGAGAAACGACUUCGAGCUACGGCAGAGAGAGUUAAGGCCCUGGAGAGUGCACUGAAGGAGGCCAAGGAGAACGCCAUGCGGGACCGCAAGCGCUACCAGCAGGAGGUGGAUCGCAUUAAGGAGGCUGUGAGAGCCAAAAACAUGGCACGGAGAGCACACUCUGCUCAAAUUGCCAAGCCCAUCCGCCCUGGUCAUUACCCAGCGUCUUCUCCAACGGCUGUCCACGCCAUCCGAGGGGGAGGGAUGUCAAACUCCAGCUACUACCACAACACCAAAUAG